GCAAACUCUACAACAAUAAGUGGACAUGAGAAUAAUCGAAAUACGAAAAAUUGAUGUAACGAAAAGAAAAAAAAUCGACUAUACUUUCUCAGCGCAAUCGUUCUUAUGAACGGACCGCAUAAGAAUCACCGAUUUUCCGAAGGGAAAAAAAAAUUACGCAGAACAAGUAUUUGUUUCUCGAAGGAUCAUAAGGAAGUGUCCGCGUACGUGCUUCUCGGAAGAAUAGUCCCAAGGGAGAGCUAAAACAGACGAAAAUUGACUGCCAGCAAAGUGCGAGGCGCACGAAGUGGAAUGUGACGUAAAAUGAAAAGUUACGGGGUGAUCUUCGAGACCUGUGUGAAACGAAGUUUCCCACUACAAAAAAAACCUGUCUGAGAACAAGACCUGCGGGUGUUCUACGUUCUACCCGGAGAACCCAACGAAAAGUAUAUCCGAAUCAAGUUAUCUUGUUUAUUCGCGAUAUAAAUAUUGGUGUAACACAAAUCACGUAUUUGAUUAUAUGAACACGAGUGUAUCAAUGAGUAGACGGAAAACAAACGAAACAACAUCAACCUCAUACGUAUUUAUCCUGUAAUCGUACCAAACGGAAAUGGAAAAAUUAUGUAAACAAUAAAAAUGGAAUUCGAUGACUAUACGUGAUUCGAUGCUAGACGAUUGAAAUAUACAAGACGUCGAAGAGUCGUCUAUUGUGCAGUGCGUAGGCCUACUUGAUCGAAAUUUCUAUUAAAAAUAGAAUUAUCAUAUACACGAGACCUCUUUAAAUUUUUUAUUUGUCGACAACAACGGCUGAAUUUGACAGCGAAAAAGUGCGCUCUUUGGUUAAGGGAUAUUCGAUAUAAAAUAAGGUAAAAAUGAGUUUUGAGGAUGGGUGGAACGACACGAAGUCAACAUCCAUUGGUAUGGAAUUGACGUCAACAAUGAUGACUACCACGAUCGGAAAUAUCGUCGGUUUUUCGUCCUCAAAAGUUCGACACGUUACAAUUGUUUCACAAAUUGUUCUCACCCUCGUUUAUUUGAUCGGAGUCGUUGGGAACGUAUCAGCUUUGGCCAUACUUUUUCUUCGUGACAAGAGACGAAAUCGUAUACAUUUAUUGAUGUUACGAUGUCUGGCGACGAACGAUCUCGUGGCGCUGCUGGGCAUGCUCGUCCAAAUGUACGUGACUAUUUACGCCGGUUCGGCAACAACAAACCGAGCUUUUUGCUCGCUUCGGAUCGUAUGGCGCCUCUUCGGUUUAUUCAGCGGUUGCGUCGCAAUCGUCAUGGCUGUUGAAAGAUGGUUGGCUUUGACGAGGCCCUUCGUCUAUCAAAAGCGAGUCACAUUUCCCGUGAUAAUACGGUGCAUGGUAGCUCUGUGGAUUGCCGGAUUGACUUUAACGAGCCUCCCAUUAUUUGGCUUUGGAGUUUAUUAUCAUGGAGGAAAGUGCAUCAGAUACAGACAAGCAACCGAAAUAAUCGACAUUACUUACGCAUACGUCUGGUUUUUUUGUGGUACCGUCCUGUGUGUAUCAAUCGUCUGGUGCAAUUUGGCCGUAUCUCGUGCUCUGAGUAAAUUUGGUAGACGCGUUGGCCAUCUCCGACGAACUUCCCGAGCUUCCUCACAAAGAACUAAACCUCUUUUGACGGUCACGAAUCCAUCGCCCGAGGUCGUUUCCACCGCAGAGGAGAAAGCCUUUGCCAAACUCAUGGCGGUUUUAUCUAUAUCCUUCGUAAUAUGCUGGAUGCCACAAAUGAUUUCAAUUCCGUUGGAACAAUACUCAAUGAAAUUGCCGGACACCGCGACUCUAGCGCGAAAAUGCAUUCACGCUUUUCACAUUACCGCUGAUUUACUUUUGUGCGUUCACUUCACAUUGGAUCCAUAUAUUUAUGUACUUUUACGUAUGAGACCGCGGUUCGUCGUUUUCAAACCACUCUGUCGUAUCUGCUGGCCAGCAGCGAGUCGAUCCAACUCGUCAACCGCUGUGACCGAUCAACAUGGAAGUUUUGGGGACCCAGGGACUCCGAUAACCGAAGCUCCUUCGACUCCGGUUAGCGAAGAAAAUGUUUUUCGCCUCACUUCCGUGCCCGUUUGAAUACUCAGCUUUCGUUUCCAAAACUUUUUCUCGGGCUUUUAAAUCAUUCAAUCGCUGAAGAAGUGCUAUUCUAUUUUAUUCAAUUGUACAAAGUUUUACACAGUAGAAGAGACAUUUUUCGCAUAUUUUUCUACCUUGUUCCUUCCAAUUUAAAGAAGAAAAUAAUCGAAUAUCUAUUCACGAUAAUUUCAACAAUCUGAAGCAAAGAAAAAAUGUAUUAACGAAAAAAUCUAAUUUUCCUGUCUUCGUAAAUAUUAGUAAAAAAAAAAACGUUAUCUUAAUUUUUGAAUCGUAAAUAAUGUUUAAUUUGUGUUCAUGGCAGAUCAUAUUUCAUUUCGAGUCUUUUACAUGAUUGGAUAGUACAUUGCGAAAAGACAGCGUUUGACAACGUUGAGCGUAGCCAGUUGACAAAUUAGAUCAGAGAUCACUGCAUAUAAUCCUAAAAAGUAUAGCUGUCACUUCCAUUGACAAUAUAAUAUAGGUUGCGCUAUAUAUGACAAGUGACGUAUGGGCCUGGAAAAUUUUAAGAUUUUGUAACCAUUUGUCGUCUUCAACUCAAUAUUUCUAGUUCAGAUGACCGUUGACCCUCCUUUUUAACGUACCGCUAGAUUCUCCGCGACCCAAUUCAUAUAUGCAAUGCUUUUAAUCUUUAAUAUUUAAUUUAGAAAUAUAUCAAAUUUUGAGUUGAAGAUCGUUGAAGGGGCCAGUAAGUCAUUGUGGCCAUGAGCGACAUUUUAAUUUCUGUACUUUUCGACUCUUAAUAUUUCAACCAAACAGUCGAUCAGGGGUCUUGAAAUCUCACAAACAUAGAAAAGAAAUCUUGAAUUGUAAGACAUUAAAAAAUUAGAGUGCUAUCUUAAAACAGUCCUCGCGCCUGUAAUCCUUAAAAAAAAAACAAAGUGUACAUAUCGAUAACGAGUAGAAGAAAAAUGACAUUUUCCAGAAAUUAUUUUUACAGAUAAUUUUUUACGUUGCUUUUAUCUCAAAAUUUCUUAAGAUUACAUCGAUUCGCGGUAUCUUUAAUAAUUAACAGUGUGAAGUAAAAGAGAAGAAAAUCAAUGAUGAAAAUAUUCAGUUGGUCUGAUGGUCUGGUGAAAGUUCGCUCAAGUCGUUUGUCCAAUGCAAACGGCCAUGGAGUUGGAACACGCACUGAAUAGUAGAAGAAUUCAAACGGUCCAGGGAAGAGCAAAACGGAUUUUGCUGUUUUUUUAAUGUGAUACAUGCCAUAUCAGACGACUGAGCAUUUAUAUUAGUAAUAAAGUGACAGGGCUGGAAUAACAUGUUGAAAAAUUCGCAAGUCAUUUUGACGUCAUUGCGCGAAUCGACGCAAUACCGAAUAUAAUAUUUUUCUAAUUAUUCUUUUAUUUUUAUUAAUGUGAAUACUCAGACGUUACCAUGACACACGUUUCUACUCCAAUUGAAUAUUUCAAGAAACGUACGUAAUUCAGAUAAUUAUAUGUAAAGUGUAUAUCUAGUCAUAGCAUUAUCAUUGUAAGAGUUUAUUGCGUGUACACGGGGGGCAAUGAAUUAUAUUAUCAUUCCAAACGUGAAAUCCACGCUAAAUCCAAAAAAGUUAAUGAAAUAAAAGAAUCUCGAAUUGAUAAAUUCUUUCGAAACAUACGUUCUUGUACAACGUAAAAUUUGAAAUACUCGUAAGGAAAGUUUCACCGUGCAACGCGGUAAAAUUUGCAAAGAUGCUCGCGUCAUGAUUCCAAAUAAACAUUGAAAUAAUUAUUGUAAGGAUAAAACUGCCUCAAAGAUUUUUUUCGAGAUGAAAAAUAAUCUGGAGAUGCGGUAGCGGUUCCGCGCAAUGAGAGAAAAGCCAGCGGGAACUUGUCACGCUCUUAUCUUUACUAGAAUAGUAUAUAAGAAAGAAUUGCACUUUUAUCUCACAGUUUUUGAAAUAAUGUUGUGUAUAUUUGACUAGAUGUCAAAAUUUGCGAGCGACUGUGACGAAAUUCUCUAUUUGAAAGAAAAUUUUUAAUCAAUUAACUUUCAUGAACAACUUCCGUUCCAAUCCAUAAUCAUUUCAGAAAGUGGAGCCUGUCGCGUUACCACUUUUAGAGCUCACGGAAAUCCCUCAAGUUUAAUUUUCUAUCUAAUGUUUCAAAGUAUAUUAUAGAGCGAGCGAAGGUAAUUAUAUUGAAGAUACAACUUUCAUGUAAUUCUCAGGAAAGUACGUUUCGGAUAAAUUACAAUUAAUUGUAUCUCUUCGAUUCAAGUAUUCGAUACGUCAUUGUAUUAGAAUUAAUAAAUCUUUAGCUCGUGUAUCGUU
Messenger RNA from Venturia canescens, 4344 nucleotides. RefSeq names its product prostaglandin E2 receptor EP2 subtype. Lineage: Eukaryota; Metazoa; Arthropoda; Insecta; Hymenoptera; Ichneumonidae. Bases 852 to 2069 code for a protein of 405 amino acids. The record is from RefSeq and is a predicted model, not a curated record. The transcript has 5 exons. Gene Ontology annotation, biological process: inflammatory response; positive regulation of cytosolic calcium ion concentration; adenylate cyclase-activating G protein-coupled receptor signaling pathway. Gene Ontology annotation, molecular function: G protein-coupled receptor activity. Gene Ontology annotation, cellular component: plasma membrane.